AUGUUCAUGUCUGAGCACUCACAAAGAGAUAGACAGAGAGAGAUAGAGGCAGCGAAUGUCAAGUUGUUAAUUAGAUUGCAAACUGGGCCCAGGCAUAAUCCAAUUCCAGUUCAAACUAAUUACUUCGCAAAACAAAUUCGCAUUGCAGUCAAUCAGGCCAGCACUUCAGCAGCUCGACGGCCGUCUUGUCCGUACUUCAGUAGAUCUGCACAUGCAGUUAUGGCUCAUCGAAUGCGCUGUUUACUCCUAGUGCUGCUGCUUACCACGUUGCUGACUCUGGUCAGAGCUGGAAAUAAUAGCUCCGAUAGCCGCGCCUUCAGCUAUGUCCGUGAGAAACCGAAGCACCUGUUGCACUUGUUGCAGCGGCAAAAGCGCUGGCUUAUUUUUGAGCCAGGCAGCGCCGUCUCACUGACAGCCAACUGUGCAAAGGCUGUGUUGGACACUAUCCCCAGAGGUUUGCAGCUGAUAGCAGAGGCAACUUCGGUUUAUGAAAUGCCUGGAUCGGUUGAUGACUUAUUUCCAAGACGCAGACGAAAGCCAAAGCCCGCACCGCCUCCACCUCCACCACUACCACCACCACCACCACCACCACCACCACUAACCCCGCCACCACCGCCACCGCCGCCAUCUACCCCAGCAAAAGCUGUGACACUUGCAGUGCCUCAACCGGUGAUUGUACCCUUAAGUCCAGCCGAUCCCAUACACUCGUUUUACUACGCAUAUCCGCAAGUGUCACCAGUUGUAGGACACCGCAAAUCCUAUGUGCAGCAGAAAUCCAGCGGCUGUCCUGCAUCCAAGCUGGUGAAGGACGCGUAUGGCAACUAUUACUGCCGUCCUUCUGCAGUGGUCCGGCGUCUGGGUCGCGAGCUUAAGAGAAACGGUGCCAACCUCGUGAACGAGGGCCAGAGUCCGCAAGGAAUGCUCUUUGAUUUGCUGAUAAUGCUGUCCCAGCUCCACCAGUAUAAGCCGCGCUACUGCAUCAUGCGCACACUAUGCGAGUCCCGUCAUCUGCUGGUGCCAUCUGGUCAGUCGCUGUUCCACGAUAUCUUCCGCAUUCUGCUGCGCUACGUACACCCGGAGAUUGCCCAUAAGCCGGUAUAUCGCAAGGCCUUUACCGCUGGCCACUCCCUGCACGAGUGCGCCCAGUGGUAUGGGGCGUACUGCCCUCAGAGCUUCUUAUUACAUUUCACCGCACAAUUUCAGGCUAAAAUGGCCAAUAUAUUAAACAAACAAAGCUAUAAAACACAAUAUGUAAAUAAAUAA
This is a messenger RNA of Drosophila mojavensis, 1263 nucleotides long. RefSeq lists its product as uncharacterized. Lineage: Eukaryota; Metazoa; Arthropoda; Insecta; Diptera; Drosophilidae. The record is from RefSeq and is a predicted model, not a curated record. Bases 1 to 1263 code for a protein of 420 amino acids. The transcript is spliced from 4 exons.